Molecule: messenger RNA, 1030 nt
Organism: Ascoidea rubescens DSM 1968
Lineage: Eukaryota; Fungi; Ascomycota; Saccharomycetes; Ascoideales; Ascoideaceae
Product: succinate:quinone oxidoreductase subunit C
Exons: 1
Coding region: 108-650 (180 amino acids)
Biological process (GO): tricarboxylic acid cycle; mitochondrial electron transport, succinate to ubiquinone
Cellular component (GO): membrane
Molecular function (GO): electron transfer activity; succinate dehydrogenase activity
Source: RefSeq, a predicted model, not a curated record
CGCACAGCAGAUUUCGCACUAUUGCUCCAUCUUCACCAGUUCCUAGCUGAUACUAUUUGUUAAUAUUCUACUAUCUCAUUCCACAAUAUCCCACUAUUCGACUCAAAAUGCUAUUACAUCGUGCUGGUUUAGGUUUAAUGAGAGCCAAUAUCUCAAAACAGUCCAUCUCAAGAUUCAAUAAUGUAGCCAAACCCUUAUUGUUGAGAUCUUCUGUAUCCACUGUUUCUGCUAGUUCUGAAGAAGAGCAGGAAAUUCUAGUUGCUCAAAGAAGAAACAGACCUACCUCUCCACAUUUGGAUAUCUACCAACCUCAGUUGACUAUGAUUUUAUCUGGUGCUCACCGUGUCACCGGUGUUGUAUUGGCCUUUGGUUUUUAUGGUAUUACUUGUGCAUAUACUGCUUCAAGUAUUUUGGGAUACCAAUUUGACCAUCAUCUUCUAUUCAAUUUGAUUGAAUCAUUGCCUGUCUAUUUACAAUAUGGUUUGAAAUCUGCUUUGGCCUUUCCUUUUGCUUUCCAUUUAAGUAACGGAUUAAGGCAUUACGUUUGGGAUAUGGGUAAAGAAUUAACUAUCAAGGGUAUCUACAGAACUGGUUAUAGCAUUUUAGUAUUUGCUGCUAUUUUCGGCUCUGCUUUAGUUUUAUAUAAAUAAAGUUAUUUAUAUUGAUCAAAUCAAUCAUACCAUAAUAUAAUAUAAUACAACCUGAUUUAUUACUUGAUGUAUUACUUGAUUAAUUGACUUGAAUCUUAAACCCGAUCUAUUUUGUGCAUUAAUAUUCUCUAAUAAAACAGUUUUUUACUUUCAUUAUCUUUUUUUUUAUACUUCUUUUAUAAAUGUAUAUAUAUAUAUAUAUCUGCCUCUGUCUUUUAUCUCUAUAUAAAUACAUACACCUCUUAAUUACACGUCAAUUAUAAUUUAAACCCGUUCAUUAUCUAUUUACACAUUUCGAAUAUUUAUAAAAGAACUUUCAACAUAGCAAUACCAAUAAUAAACUUUUUUAAAAAAAAACAAGAAUAAAGAAUCAUGAUAAA